Penicillium mononematosum is the source of this 285-nucleotide messenger RNA. RefSeq lists its product as uncharacterized. Bases 1 to 285 code for a protein of 94 amino acids. The record is from RefSeq and is a predicted model, not a curated record. The transcript is spliced from 3 exons. NCBI's taxonomy places the organism in Eukaryota, Fungi, Ascomycota, Eurotiomycetes, Eurotiales, Aspergillaceae.
AUGGAACGUGGAACCGAGGAUUUAAACUCAGUGGGCUCCGAUUCUCGGCCUCCGAUCGAUUCGUUUCUAUACCUAGGUAAUGUUAGCGUGGGAAGGAAUAAAAGGGAGAGGCAAAUUGGGGGAUUAAUCAUCACCCCUCCGGCGCCCCGGGCUACCCCCACUGAACAUUCAAAGAAAAAACCCACUUGUGGCUCCAACUUCUCUGUCCUUCUGUCCGGCUUCUAUCCAACUUACAACACCUCCAAAAUCGCGAUUCACACGAAUCGAAACAUAGUCACCUCGUAG